AGCGAAAAUGAAAAAUAACAUGCACCCCCUGCUAAAGAUCAUUCUUUUCAAUUUUGUUCUAUGGCACACCGUUGAAGGUGCACCAGCGCAAACCAAAUGGGGAGGAUCUGAGGGAGAACACGGAGGAUCUGAAGAAUUGAAAAAAUGUUUCACCACUUUGAAAGAAAUGUUCAGCAAAGGAGAGACCGCGAAUCCUUCGUCCAAAUGGGAAGGUGGAUCAGAAGGCGGUCACGAAGUUACUGAAGAGGUGAAAAAAUGUUUCACCCUUAUGACAGCAACGUUCAGCAAAGAUAAGAACACGGAAUCUUUGUCAAAAAGGGAAGCUGAAUCAGAAGGCGGCCACGUAGAAGCUGAAGAAUUUAAAAAAUGUUUCACCACUUUGACAGAAAUGUUCAGCAAAGGAAAGGUCGGGAAUUAUUUCUCCAAAAGGGAAGCCGGAUUAGAAGGCGGUCAAGGAGCUUCUGAAGAGGUGAAAAAAUGUUUCACUGUUAUAACAGCAAUGUUCAGCAAAGACAAGAACAAGGAAUCUUUGUCUAAAAGGGAAGCUGAAUCAGAAGGCGAAGCUAGAUCUAUCAAAGUAAUGUUAGAAUUGCUUAACAAGUUGGGAGGAGGGAGCAGCCAAAGCGGGGGCUCCAGGUCUCUGUGCAAAAAGAAAGGUGAAUCUGAAGGCGGCCACGUAGAAGCGGAGGAAUUGAAAAAAUGUUUCACCACUUUGACAGAAAUGUUCAACCAAGGAAAGUUCGGGAAUUAUUUCUCCAAAAGGGAAGCUGGAUCAGAAGGCGGUCAAGGAGUUACAGAAGAGAUGAAAAAAUGUUUCACCCUUAUGACAGCAACGUUCAGCAAAGAUAAGAACACGGAAUCUUUGUUCAAAAGGGAAGCGGAAUCGAAAGACAGUGACGCGAAAGUUGACUCAUUUAAAGAUUUGUACACCAGGGUGAAUAGGUUUUUCAGGAAAGAACAGAGCGCGAAUCCUGUGUCCAAAAGAGAAGCUGAAUCAGAAGGCGGUCAUGGACAAACCGAAGAAUUCAAAAAAUGUUUCACCACUGUCACAGAAAUGUUCAGCAAAGGAAAGGUUGGGAAUUAUUUGUCAAAAAGGGAAGCUGAAUCAGAAGGCGGUCACGGAGAAACCGAAGAAUUGAAAAAGUGUUUUACUAUAUUCACUGAAAUGUUCAGCAAAAGUCCGAAAGGGUUGUCUUUAUCUAAAAGAGACGCUCAAUCCGACAAAGAAAAAACCCCCAACCACUCUUCGCAAAUAUUGUCUGCAGUGUCGGAAGUAUUCGACGAAUACGGAAAGCAACAACUAGAUGACGAUUCGCAGGUUUUCGCCAGAUGAACUCAACGUUGAAAUUCCACUAAAUACCCACAACUGGAAAAAUCGUGUCGAAAAGGUGAAUAAUCCAUCAUGCAAGGGGAUAGCAACUGAUUACAACACAAUUGAACAAUUAUUGAAACAUGUAUCAAAGGCACAAUAUAAUUUUGAAUUCAU
Cimex lectularius (bed bug) is the source of this 1486-nucleotide messenger RNA. RefSeq lists its product as uncharacterized. NCBI's taxonomy places the organism in Eukaryota, Metazoa, Arthropoda, Insecta, Hemiptera, Cimicidae. The record is from RefSeq and is a predicted model, not a curated record. The coding region runs from base 8 to 1333 and encodes 441 amino acids. The transcript has 3 exons.